CAGUUCAACUGGUUCCAGCAGUGGUACCCGGUGGCCGCCCUGGACGCACUCGACCCCACCAGGCCGCACGCCUUCACCCUCCUGGGCCAGGAUCUCGUGUUGUGGCGGGAUGGCUCCGGCCGGUGGAGGGCGUUCAAGGACGCGUGUCCGCACAGGCUAGCCCCGCUGUCCGAGGGCCGCAUUGAGAAGGACGGCACCCUGCUGUGCGCCUACCAUGCAUGGAGGUUCGACGGAUCGGGGGCUUGUACGGCAAUGCCAUUCUGCAGUCCCGACGACCCAGGUCGCCGCAACCCGCGCAGCUGCGCCGUGUCGUACCCCGCCCUGGAGCGGGGGGGCCUGCUGUGGGUGUGGGCACAGGGGGGCCCGGGGGCGGAGGAGGCGGCGGCA
This is a messenger RNA of Volvox carteri f. nagariensis, 387 nucleotides long. RefSeq lists its product as uncharacterized. The record is from RefSeq and is a predicted model, not a curated record. NCBI's taxonomy places the organism in Eukaryota, Viridiplantae, Chlorophyta, Chlorophyceae, Chlamydomonadales, Volvocaceae. Gene Ontology annotation, molecular function: 2 iron, 2 sulfur cluster binding. The transcript has 4 exons. The annotation marks the transcript as partial.